Messenger RNA from Paramecium pentaurelia, 848 nucleotides. Lineage: Eukaryota; Ciliophora; Oligohymenophorea; Peniculida; Parameciidae. The record is from the annotation of a GenBank genome assembly.
AUGAUCAAUAAUUCUUUGCUAUCAGAAGAAAUAGAUCUAACUAAAUCAUCUAGAAGAAAUGAUUAAGAGAUUGUACUCAUGUAAUCAGCAAUGAGAUAUAAAACAAUUAAAAAUAAUCUUUAACUAGUGAUGAUCCUAAAUUUUAUUUGCCUUAUAGGAACAACGUAUAAUUGCAAUUUAAUGAAGUUUUGCGAUGGCAUUUUAUUAAUGGUUUUUGAUAGUACUUCCAAAUACUAAGACAAGGAUUUGGCUGAAUCUACUAUAUGUUUACGAUAAAUAAGUUGAAAAAUAUAUGAGUUAUAGUACAUAUGAGAACUCAGAAUAUAAUUUUUGCCUUUAUAUAAAAGAUUUAUCUUAAAAUGAUUGUCUCUAUGAAUUAAGAUUAUUAGAAGCUAUAGGUAUAUAAAUAUAAAUAUAGUUACAGGAAUCUUUUGCUUUUGUUGUAUUAUGGUCUCUUUAAUAUUUUUGAGUUAUGACAUUAUUAGACUAAAACACUUAUUGAAAGCAUUUGAAUAAUAAUAAAAAUAUUAAUCUAGACUUAAAGGAGUUAUAGUUUAUUCACUAAUAAUUGUAGGCUAAUUUGUUUCUUUACUUGUAUACUUCUUUACAACAAUUUUGCUUACAAGUUUAAGAGAAAUUGAAAGUUUUAUGUUUAAAUUAAUUUAGCUCAUUUUGGAUCAUCUUUCUGGGUAAAUUUAUUUUGCUGUAUAUCUCUUGGAAUCUUUGCAUGCUAUUACAGAAAGUCAAAAGGUAGAAUUCUUAGAUUUUAAAUAAUGGAAAAGUUAAUAAAUUAAGAACUAGCAGAAGAUUCAUUAAAUCAUUUAGAUAGUUCAGAGGCUCAUUUUUGA